UUCGGUGGUGCGCACGGCCGCACGCUCCCCGGAGACCGACGAAAGUUCACACGCGGUCGGAAAACUUUAUCCCGGCUCUAGUAGAGUAACGAAUAACAAUUACACGUUGAAAUAUUAGUUUGAAACUCUUCUGGAAUGUUCUAAUGAUCCUUGCAAUGCCUUUUCGUCGAUGAUUUGAUGUUUUUACCGAGUGUCCCAUGGCUUGAAAAAGGCUUUGCUUGAUAGCAGAGUCGGGCAACGUGGUUGGAAAUAUGCAGCAGCCUUGGUGGUCCAUUUAUUUACUGGCCAUUUUCAUGUUAGGAUUGGACUCUAAACUUGUUGGUCAAGCAUUCCAGCCAGAAUUUGCUGAACCGUUAAUGAAUUUAACUGUACCUAUAGGACGAGAUGCAACAUUUAGAUGUCUAGUACAAAACCUUGGAGGAUACAGAGUUGGCUGGGUGAAAGCCGAUACUAAAGCGAUACAAGCAAUCCAUGUUCACGUAAUAACAAACAAUCACCGAGUCGGAGUGUCGCAUAACGGUCAGACCGUUUGGAAUUUACACAUUAGAAACGUACAGGAGGAGGAUAGGGGUCAAUACAUGUGUCAGAUCAAUACAGACCCAAUGAAAAGCCAGAUGGGUUACUUGGAGGUGGUAAUCCCACCAGAUUUUAUUCCUGAAGAGACAUCAGGGGACAUAAUGGUGCCUGAAGGUGGUACUGCCAAAGUCUCUUGUCGAGCGAGAGGCAUGCCAGAGCCCCGUGUUCUCUGGAGAAGAGAAGAUGGUGCUGAUAUUGUUAUCAGGGAUCCUAAUGGAACAAAAACAAAAGUUGCGAUGUACGAUAAAGAGGUGUUGGCACUGACGAAAAUAUCACGUUCGGAUAUGGGUGCAUAUCUGUGCAUCGCGAGUAACGGUGUGCCACCCUCAGUCAGCAAAAGGAUAACUAUUAAAGUACAUUUCCACCCGGUGAUUCAAGUGCCUAACCAGCUGGUCGGGGCUCCACUGGGCACUGACGUCACCAUCGAGUGUUACGUCGAGUCUUCACCAAAAUCCAUCAAUUAUUGGGUUAGAGAUUCAAAUGAAAUGGUGAUAUCCUCAAGUAAAUAUGAGGUGGUGAAUACAGUGAUGAGUUCUUUCGAGAGUCGCAUGGCGCUGACAGUGAGAAGACUGACGUCAGCAGAUGUUGGUGGCUACAGGUGUGUCGCGAAGAAUUCACUUGGUGAAGUUGAUAGCGUCAUCAGGUUGUAUGAAAUCCCUGGACCAACAGUAAAGAACACAAGUCCAGCGAACAAAAGAGAAGAGUACAGGUAUUCCACCCCCAUAGAGGGGCCAGACAAUCAAUUCGGCUCUGCUGACAGAUCGGACGACGAAGAUGAACGAGACAUCGGCACAUACACAACUGACAGACAUUCAAAUGCAUACAAAAAUGAAAAUGUAACUAGAAACAGAACUAUCAAUUAUUCCCCAACAACAGAACAAAAGCUGAACAAUAAAGUUCGAAAAAUUAUUAACAAAUUCGAUAUAGAAGAGUUUGGCAACAACAGAUGUUGCGUGCAUUCUCUAUUCGCAAUAAACUGUGUUCUUUCGUUAGGAAUUAUUGUAGUACUAGAUUAUACGUAGACACGUUUGUAUGUUGUUAUUGUAUAGAUAUGAAUGUUUAUAUUGUUAACCAAACAGUACUUCGGUACUCAUUCCAGUAUUAUAAGGCACGAUGCAACAUAACGUAGCCUCCAACCAUAAUUAAUUGAACGUUUUGAAGUGGGUACGAAAUUGAUAUUGAUGAGAGAGUUCCGUAGCUAUGGAAAUUAAUAUUCUAUUGACGCGAUAUUGGUACAUUACAUUAUUACCUGUUAAUCGAAUAUUUAUAAAAGGUUUACUAUAUAACCUCAUGUGUGGUGUGGUAUCAGAUUAUAUUGCAAAACUAUAUUAAUAAAAACCUGUGUUUGAAAUACGACCGAUUUUGAAUAAUACAGUUGACGAAAACGUUGUGAUUAUUACAUCCUCAACAAAAUCUUUGUUGGUAUUAUCAAGCAUAAUAUCAUUUUCAGAUUUGGCAAUUGCUUUUUUCAUGUUUCUUUCCUAGACAGUUUCGUUUAUUUAGUCUGAUCCUGAAACCCAAUCAUUGGAUCGAUGGAAUUGAGUUUUCGAUUUCAAACUCAGUUGUAAAGCUAACACUGGAUUUGGACCCCGAUGACAAUAGUCUUCGUUUUGAGACAGAUGACUAUCUAUUCAAAACAAGUGAAUGUUCUACAUCUUAUUACUUAUUAUCGGAAAUACUAAGUGUUUGCUCAAGCGUGGGUGUACCUAUACAGUAUACGUAUUGGUUCUACGUGGUUCUACGAAAUUUCAACUUUUGUAAUGUUUUGAAAACCUUAUGUUCCAUAAUUCCCAACUUCUGUGUAUUACUAGGCAAAUUAAUUCAUUAAGAUUACAACGUUGUUAUAUUAACUUUACUAAAAUUCUUAAGAAGUUGAUCAAGUGAAGUUAAGUAGACGUUCCAGGCAACAAUUCAUUAUUUUGUAUGUACUAAAUAUUUAUAACGUAUGUACAUACAUGAAAUUUAGUGUAUGUUUCUACGCUUCAAGUGGAGUAUAUUUUAGUACUUUGCUUACCACUAGGUGAGAUAGUGGUCAAACGUCGGCCUAUCAAAUAUAAAAAAGUAAUAUGCAGAAAUAAACAGCAUACCAGUUGGUAAGGUGGUAUUGACACAUCAUUUCCCAUCAUUUUCUUUCUUCAUCUUCUUUCUGAUCUACUUAUACUCAAAUCUGACGCUAAUAGUAUUACUGGGUGUGAUUUUUGUCCUGAUUAAAACCUUUACUGUCUGCGGACUCCAGACUUACUCCUCCAUUUUGUCAUUUUUUCAACACAAAUUGUAUGUUUUUCAUGAAAUAUUUAACUUCAUUUUAAUUAUAUUUUUUGACAAGACUUUUGUGUGUGUAAAAAAAGGAGCAUUUAAAAGGCUUGUCACACACCGACAGACAGGAUUUUUUAUUAAUGUAAAUGCGGCUUUAAAUUCGAAUCCGUGGCGAAUGUAACUGUGAAUGGAUGUUGGUGACAAUACUUUGUUGAAUAUUUAAAAUUAUCAUCCCAUACCAUGUGUUGAGGGGUUUAUGUCGACUUAUAUCUACGUAUUUGCUUUUGAAUUUUUCGCAUCUUAUUUUAUCCUCUUCUUCAUUUUAUGGUGGGUCUAUGUUCCGUUUUUAAAUGUAUGAACUCAAGAAAACUUAUGUCUGUCCGAUUCCGUUGUCUUAAAGUUUAAAAAAUAACCCAAUUCUAACUUUAAUAGAACCUUAUUAAGUAAAUAACGUAAAUAUAAAAUUACCACAGAUCGUAUCAAAAUUUCAUUUCGAUCCGAAUUAAAUUGGAAACUUCAAUGUUUUAUGUAAAUAUAUUCAUAAUUUUGGAAACAAAAAGUCGAAACCAACACGCAUUAAAACUAAAAGCAGUUUAAUUCCCCUCUGUGAUAUACACAUAUAUUAUAAUUUGGCAACAUCGAAAAACGUAAUUAGCAGUUACCGAAAUAUAAAUUCAAUUAAAUUUUUAUUUUGGGAAUUCGAUCACAUAUGUAUGUAUUUUUUUG
This is a messenger RNA of Spodoptera litura, 3558 nucleotides long. RefSeq names its product lachesin. The record is from RefSeq and is a predicted model, not a curated record. Lineage: Eukaryota; Metazoa; Arthropoda; Insecta; Lepidoptera; Noctuidae. Gene Ontology annotation, cellular component: neuron projection.